Messenger RNA from Lymnaea stagnalis (great pond snail), 7420 nucleotides. The record is from the annotation of a GenBank genome assembly. NCBI's taxonomy places the organism in Eukaryota, Metazoa, Mollusca, Gastropoda, Lymnaeidae.
GCAUUGCAAAGGAAACGGAAUUAUAACCUGUUGACAAAGUUUUCAACACUGUCAACAGUUCAAAACUACCAUUAGUUCAAUUAUGAAUGUGUAUCGAUGUGCUUCGUGUUUGGUUUUAACGUAAUUUAAAUUAAUUGCCAUGUUGCGGAAAAAUAAAGCUAACACAAUGGGAAUAUCUGGCGCAUCACCUACGAUUGUUGUUCCGUCAGCAAAUGCUCAACUGAUAAGGCAGGUUGACUGAUCACUGUUGUCACUGUUGUGUUAGUGUUACACUGUGUUGACUGUUGGCUGUUGGUGAUGACUGAUGAGAAUUAAAUCUGAAUUAUGAUUAAAAAUGGUGUGAGGAUAAAAAAAUUUUUUAAAGCAAGGGUGCCCCAUCAAAGAUUUCUUUUUAAAUUUUUUGUUUAAAAGCUGCUUUGGUGAAGAGCAGUGUUCAAGCUUGUUUAUUAAAAUACUAGAUUAAUUGAAUUAUUUAUUUAAAUGAAAGUGAAAGGUUCUUUCUUAUUUUGUUGUUAUUAUAUAUGAUAAUAAUAAUGUGAUGAAUAAAACGCCAGAAAACUGCUUAUCUUUACAUCAGUGCUUUGUAUCAAAUAUUGUGACCUGAGAACCUUUCUUUCAUGGAUAAAAAACAAAUCAGUUGAAAACUGCUGGAUUGGUACAACUAGUACCACUAAAAAUAGUAAAGAGAAUAUAUUGGUUUGGAAUUAUUAUUGUAUAAACACCUGUCAUCAGAGGGAUUUUGUGCAGCUUGAAGUAGUUAAAGCUAUUCUUAAAUAUUAAUUUGACAUAAAUGUAUGCUUUUAAUAAUAAUAAUAAUUAUAAGGGGUCUUAUAUAGCGCGGUACCCCAGCCUAGGGCUGGGCUCACCGCGCUGUACAUAAAAAUUUUAGUAUAAUUAACAUAAGUUGCUAAAUUAAAAGCCCUUGGCAUCUCUCAGUAGUUUACUUAAUUUUAACUUGCUAAAUUUUCAGACAAGAACUACAAAAAAUGAAUUUAUGGGACAGCACUCAUAAACUGAAAAUGCUCCAAAAUGGAUAUGUUGCUAUCCCAAUAGAGGCUGAUGGAGAUAACCUCUCAGUGGUAGAGAAACAAUGGCCAGGCUACUCCACUGCAUACAUCGAUUUACCUUUUUCUAAGAAGGUUACUUCAAAGAGAGAUUCCCCUUCUGCCCAGCUCAUGAGAAAUGUCAGAGGAUUACUGAAUAGAUCUGGACAUUGUGAGUAUACAAAAUACACAUUAACUUAUAUACCCAUUAUUGCGUACUAUUAUCAGUAUGGAGAAAUUAAUCUCUUAUUUAAUUAAAUGUAUGGCUCGUUCUAAAAACAAUACACAACAAAAGACGAUACCAAAUGGUAAAUACAAUAACAAAGAAUACGAUACUCAAACCAGGGCUAAUUACAAUCAAUAGUUUUUAUUAUUUUAAUUAUACAUUACGAAAUCAAAAAAUAAAUUAAAUUAAAGCUAUAGACUUAUAGUGUAAUGAUUGGCUUGUACCGGUAAAGUGUCAAAGAAGAAACAAUGUUGUAAAAAAUGUAUAAUGAUGAAAAUUAUUGAAAAGGAAUCUACACACACACAGUAAACAAAUCUCUGUCUCGUGUAGCAAAGCAAUAGCACACGCUCAAAAUAACUCUUGUCUCUGAAUCUGCCGUGUGUCGUUCAAUUCCUAGGCUUUAUAUACCAGUAUAGUAUGUUUCUUUAGACAAUUCUAGAAAUCUACACAUUGUACUAGCUUCCAGCUGCUUCUACAAUAUUCUACAAUAUUCGAAUAAUGAAACAGGCCAUAGAUUUGUUAAUUGUAGCUGAGGUCAAAGGGAGACUAUAAUUAGUACACCACACCCUAAUAGCGCUGCUGAACUUGGGGUCAGCUAGAGUUCACAGCACGGGAAAUGUGACGUAAGCAUGUCGUCUACAUACCACCAUAAUAUAAUUAUGAAACAGCAGGGGAAGAGAGGACCAGACAUUUUCAGAGAUUGGUAUUUCAGGUUUGAAAAAAAAAUGCAAUGAUUAGUUGCAAUUUUUAAAAAAUUAAUCGAUUUCUUUACUCUUUGUGAGGGAACUAUUUCCAUACAUUCUCAAAAGCUUUAAUUUAAUUACACAUAUCCAAAUAUUUUGCAGGUGAAGAUUUGCUUAAUGAAGUGCCAACAAAAUGGGAAAGACAUGGAGAUCUUGUUAUUAUUCCACAAUCUUCCUUUUUAUCAUCAGAAUGGCAGACAAUAGGUUUAGGUAACUCUUUGGAAAUGACGAAAAAAUAGCUCUAUACAAUAAAAAUUUUGUACAAACUCACUUUUUAAAGUGAAAUCGGCAAAAUAUGUUUGUCUCUUAAAAGCUACUCUUAUUAGCUUAGAUAAUAAUUUUUAAGACUGUACAUGUUUUUCUUUGAAGCUCUCUUAGCCCUUGAUUUGUUGUACAAUGGGUCUAAGCUUAGAUAAUAAUUUUUAAGACUUUACAUGUUUUUCUUUGAAGCUCUCUUAGCCCUUGAUUUGUUGUACAAUGGGUCUAAAAGUAAAUUUCAAAAUGAAAAAUUCAGCCUUCUUAUGCUGCCAUUACCAAAACUAAAUGUCAAACUAACUGCAGGUUUUUUUUCCCCAUAAUACACAAUGAAUGUGAACAACUUUUAGAAAUAUUAAUUCUUUUUCUUCCAUUUUUCUGAGAAAGAAAACUUGUGGCAGGUGGUAGCAAACUCUUUGUGCUGCAGUAGACUGGCUAGGCACUCGCCAGUUUCUAACGAUGGCUUUCGCAGCUCUCGAGUAGUACUGCUUCUGGGUGAGGAUGCACUUGUUUCACACAUCGACAAUGGGAUUAGGUAUAAACAUCUGAACACUGUAUACUGAUGAGAGCUAACUUUAACAUUCAUCUAUUUGAAUAGUGUUUUAUAAUAACUUUCUUUUACCUGCAUAACAUCCAUGAAAGGUACCUUUUGAAUUUAAAUAAUUUAUUUACUUUGUUAUCUGUGGAUUUAUUGAAGAAUGGGGGUGGGGCUGAAAAUUUGACAAAACAUGCAUACAAUUAACACACUGUAUAAGAAUCCGAAUUAGUGGCCCCCCUCCCCCCCUUUUCAAGGCUCGCAACACUUCCCGGAACUAUAUUAAUAUUCUAAAUACCCACCGGCUCUUACACCGCAAAUUUAUUCCAUCAACUAUUUCAGAAAAACAAAUGAAAAUAUUAUACACCAAACACACUUGGGAUAUUUUUUUAAAAAGAAUCUCAUUUAACACAGUUAUAAGUAUAAGGAAUUUUAUUUUAUCUCCCUCUUGUAAAGCAGGAAAAACUGAUUUGUGGGGGUGGUGCUGAAAAUUUGAUAAAAUGUGUUGAUUUAGCAUAGAGUCUAGGUUCCAAGUUUGAGCUCGGUAGGUUGACGGGAAGUGGGUCAAUUAGCCAGCAGAAGAUUUUGUCUGCAGCCAGCCAACCACGAACAAAAACUAAAUUAAUAUAAAGGAUUUUAAAAAAACUAUGCUGCUUAUCAUAUUUGAUUGAGACAUAUUUUAUAUUUCUUUACUUAGAUAUUGUUAUGACGUCACCAAGUGCAUGUUUAGUGCAGGCAAUAUAACAGAAAAGCUGAGGGUUGCCAGCAUGGACUGUAGAGGAGAAACAGUUGUAGACCUCUAUGCAGGUUUGAUUUUUAUUAUAUAAAUAUUAGAGUAAUAAUUGAGAACCAAGGUUUCCUUUUUUUUUUCUUUCUUUCACCCACCAGUCAUUCUGAAUGAAUCUCAUUACAACCAAAUGUGACCCCCAUGAGAUAAUGUUUAUGCUGGCAGCUAAUAUUUAGCCAUUAAAACCUCCUAAAUGGCCUCAUUACAUAGGGUCAAACCCCACUAUAAUUCGCUUUCCAUUAACCCAAAUUCGGAUAUAACAUAUAAUCUGGUUGUGAUGUGGCUCACAAAAUUUAUUUUAUUCAUUCAUAAUUGAACAUGAAAAAAAGGAGUAUACAUUUUUAAAUUCUUGCACAACUUAAGCAUAAAUCCAAUAAAGUAGUCCAGCUUCAACACCACUUCGCCCACUUACCACAAAAGAUUUUCAAAAAUUAGUAAAAAUAAAACAUUCAAGUCGUCUACAUUCAAUUCAAAGAUUGGGUAGGAAAGUAUAUUCUAUUUGUUAUGUUUUCAAUGUUUUUAUUUCAAACAUGUAACAUAAACAUAUAUAUACAUAAAUACAAGUUCUCAAUCAGGUGUUGACUUUCUGCUUGUGUCCGGAACACGGUUCAUAAACACACUCUUUCACUACAGUGUCCCUGCGCAUGCGCGCUAUUUGCCCUAGAUGGCUAUCGGUAUGCUCCAGUCCGCCAUAACACUACUUUUUAAUGCUUUUAAACUCGACUUUGGUGAAAAGUCUUUUUUUUAAAAAGUUUUUAUAUACAGUCGAACCCACUUAUCUGGACCUCGGUUUACUCACCAACCCUGUUAUGUCCACAUUUGCGAAGUGGAAGCUCCAAAUUCUCUCUUUGUCUUAGCAAUUUCUCAUCGGUUAUGGCAAUACUUUAAUGUUGCCGAACCCUGAUAUCUCGAGCACAAAAGGCGGAAAAUUUGUCACUUAACAUCAGUUAUCUCGAUCCCCAUGACUAAUCGCCCGCUUUUGAACUCUGCAAGAAGAAAUAACAAACAACAAAUAAACAAGUUUUUCAUAAUUAAAAACUAUUAUUUAUUUCUCAAAAUACAGGACUUGUGUUUUAGAAUGAACCUAGAAGUAAUUUAAAUGAAUAUGUUUUAAUUUGAGGUUUAAAAUCCCGGUAGAGUCCGUAUUAUAAAUAAUCAUAAUUUGCAGUGUGCAAAAUGGGUAGCCAUUCACAGUCACUUGCAUAAUGGUUAUGCCUUAGUACAACAUCAGACUUUCAUUCAUGAGAGUUUGCCAUGUACAAAAGCUAUUAAAACAUUGGUCAGGGAAAGCUUUAAUUAAGUAGUCAUGUGCCAAAGUCGAAAGUUCAAAAUAAUUAGUACCUAAAUAGUAUUUUAGUUAUAAAGGGAUGCGUUGCCUUUGAUAUAUAGUCAUUGCGCAAGACACGAUCAGCAGAAUGAGGUCGCAAAUGUGGAGGCUUCGUCCAUAGUAGAAAAUAUCAAAUGAACUCGCACUUUAAAAAUUCGUAGCUCAAAAAGUACUAAAGUUAAAAAGUUUAUUCUUGUUUAAUUUUUUUAAAUUUGAAAUUUGCUCUAAAUAAGUAAUAAAUGUUAUAUCAAAAAAAUUAUUAUUAUUUUUUUGUAAUGAACUACCUGAAUUUAUUAACACAUAUCAUGUACAUUUCAAGCACAUGUUAAUAUAUUGCAGCCAUAUUGGUGUUCAUUUAUCUCAAUCAUCGGCUAUCUCGACGCUUUUUGGCAAACCCUGAGGCCGUCGGCCGGGUUCUACUGUGUUUUGUAUUAAAUUUUUGUCCUAAGCCAAGCAAUGCUACAUGCAGUUAUAUCUCUAGCUGGGGAUUUACAGAGAAAAAUUGAAACAAGCUGGAAUUCAAUGGGUUAAAUUGGUAUAAAACACUUUUUGCUAGCAAACGGAUCUGUUUAGAAAUAUAAAAGAGGAAAAAUGUAAAUUCUCCUUUGUUCUGCAUCAACAUAUCCUCUAGCAUGACAUUGAACUCACAUAUUGGUGGAUUUUACACAUAAUACAUUUUUUUAAAGCAGAGUUUUAGUUUGGGAAGAUUCCUGCUUCGUAUUGCACGGUGACUUAUGCCAUUAUUAUAUUAAACUAGAUCAAAAGACCAAUGAUGACAUUUUAGGGAAUUAUUGUGUUGCUUGUUUUUAAGAUGGAACCACCUGUACCGUCCCAGUGACUGAAUGUUUACAGCAUUGUAUUUUGUAUAUUCACAAAGGCAUUGGGUACUUCACUUUACCAUAUUUGGUUCAUGCUAAAGCUGAGCAUGUUCAUGCCUGUGAAUGGAACCCUGAUGCAGUCUUGGCUCUACAGAACAGCCUGAUGGCCAAUGGGGUAUCCAGCAGGUGUACAGUCCACCCCGGGGACAACAGGCAGGUAUGAGAAUGUUCUUGUGUAUCUGAUAUUGCAGGAGUAUGAAGUUUAUAUCUAACAAAGUGAAGUGGGGGUCGAAAUGGCAUAUUUUGCUUAAAAAUUGUGAAUUUUAAUUUUUUUAAAAAAAUAUUAUUUUGUAUUUAAUAUUAAGUUGAAAUAACGCUGUACAUAAGUGUAAAUGUUCUUUUGGUUAUUGCAAUUUCUAUACACGUACCCAUACUGUAUGCUUUUGUACAUAUUUGUCUCAAUGGGUAAUUGCCAUGAACUAUACUUACUUAUUUAUACUUACUAUUUAUUUUGAUAAUUUUUAUGUCUUCAAAUGGGCUCAAAGCUAUUAUCAUGUUAUCACCACUUUUCAAUGAAUUAACUGAUUCUCAUACGGAUGAAAACAUCAUUAGCCUUGAGGUAAUCAUCUGUUCUGAAUUAUCUCACCAGCACAUUCUUAACAAAUAUGUUUAUAUUUUUUCAGCUCAAACUUGCCUCUCUGGCAGACAGGGUAAAUCUCGGUCUUAUUCCCAGCUCAGAAGAAGGUUGGCUGACUGCUGUCCAUGUGCUGAAGAGCCGAGGAGGAAUGCUCCAUGUGCACGGGAAUGUUACUACUCAUCAAAAGGACAAUGCACAAGAUGAAAUUGAUUUAAAGUGUGCCAAGAGCAGUGAAAAUGUUAACGAGGUAACUUGUGGUAACGUCAUCUCAAGGAAACUGACUCACGUUCUUGGUGAUACGGUCCAAGAGAUUGAUGGUACAGGUGAACCAUUAGAAACACAAAGUCAUCACACCAAAGACCCAUCAACUUGUCAUGGCAGGGAAGAAAACAACUGUGUUACAAUGUACCACCAUAAGAUAGCAACCAAUGAUCUAAUGCUAAAUUGUGGGCAAGGUGUGGGUGCAGGAUUUGCUCACAGCGACAAAGACUUCAUUAUUACAGAACUAGCAUCAAACGGUGACCAAUCCCAUUUAUUAUUUGAUGGAGAUGCUAAACAACAUAAAAUGGAUGUUAAUGGUAGCGACCCAGUGUGCCAAACUUUCUUUUCAAAGACUGGAAAAGAUGCAAUUUUACUAGCGUGUAAAGAAUGGUCAAAUCAUGUUUGUGCUAAGAUUAAGUCAUUUCUUGAAGUUGACAAGGGAGGGGAGUGGGCAGUUGAUGAGAAACAUGUUGAAUUAGUGAAGUGGUAUGCACCACAUGUGAUGCACGUUGUUCUGGACUUAAAUUGCAGACCACUUGAUCUAAUGGGAGAAAAGUGAUGUCUAACAAGAAGAAUGGUUUUGUCACAGUGAGAAUAAAUUUUUUAUAAGCCAUCCCAGUAGUUGUUUUUUUAAUUUAAAGCCAAACGUUUAAAAAAAAGUAAGUGUCAAGGCAUUGUCCAGUAUAUUACGCUACUCAUAAUGUAAUCGUCAAAAAUGAAUUGAACACAUCUUUUUUUUUUUUGGUUUAAUUUUUAUGUCUUUAAAUAAAUUGAUGAUAAAAAGAAAA